GUUAUGGGCGUGAAGCCACACGAUAACUACUGCAGCUCGUGUUGAUUGAGAGAAGAGGCAAAUUAGCUCAGAGGAAAAUCGGAAUCUGGAAAUUCAUUAGGAUCAACUUCUUCGAAAAAUGAGGCCAACCUCUGCGUUGAACGUCGCUUCAAUCUUUCUUCUUCUGGCUUUCAUUGCAUUAGGUUCGGCGAAGAAAUCUGGAGAUGUGACGGAGCUACAGAUUGGUGUGAAGUACAAGCCCAAAACUUGUGACGUUCAGGCUCACAAAGGCGACAGUGUUAAAGUGCACUACAGGGGAAAGCUUACAGAUGGAACUGUUUUUGAUUCCAGCUUUGAAAGGGGAGAUCCAAUUGAUUUUGAACUGGGCAGUGGUCAAGUAAUUAAAGGAUGGGAUCAAGGAAUACUAGGGAUGUGCUUGGGAGAGAAACGGAAGUUGAAAAUUCCUUCUAAACUUGGUUAUGGAGAGCAAGGGUCCCCACCUACCAUCCCAGGUGGUGCAACACUCAUCUUUGACACUGAGCUUGUAGGAGUGAAUGGGAAAACACUGAAUGAUGGAAAAUCAGAUGAGAGCGAACUAUAACUGGGGAAGCCGGCUCUCUGGUUUCUCUUAGAAUCAGUAGGUUUUGGACUUCACAAGAAGCGGGAAAGGAAUUCCUCCUUCCUUCAGGAAUAUGAGUAGAAGUAGGUUCAGUAAUUUUCCUCUUCCAAUGAGUUUCUACAUCCUUGCUUAAAAAAUAGUCCUUUUUGUAUUGUUGGACCGAAGCUCCAAAACUGGUUAGCUUUUUAACGUUUGUGGAAUAGGAACAGCUCCACUGGUAAUGUCCUGAUAAGGAUCUAUCAGAAUGCACCUUUUAAUUAUUUCUAUUAGUAGAUUGCUUAAAUAAUAGCCAAGUUGUUAUGCGUCUA
Molecule: messenger RNA, 906 nt
Organism: Sesamum indicum (sesame)
Lineage: Eukaryota; Viridiplantae; Streptophyta; Magnoliopsida; Lamiales; Pedaliaceae
Product: FK506-binding protein 2
Biological process (GO): protein peptidyl-prolyl isomerization
Cellular component (GO): endoplasmic reticulum
Molecular function (GO): peptidyl-prolyl cis-trans isomerase activity
Source: RefSeq, a predicted model, not a curated record